Messenger RNA from Gasterosteus aculeatus aculeatus (three-spined stickleback), 5305 nucleotides. RefSeq names its product protein phosphatase 1, regulatory subunit 3Ab (gene ppp1r3ab). Gene Ontology annotation, molecular function: glycogen binding; protein phosphatase 1 binding. Gene Ontology annotation, biological process: regulation of glycogen biosynthetic process. Gene Ontology annotation, cellular component: protein phosphatase type 1 complex. The record is from RefSeq and is a predicted model, not a curated record. NCBI's taxonomy places the organism in Eukaryota, Metazoa, Chordata, Actinopteri, Perciformes, Gasterosteidae.
AACCACAGGUUGACUUUGCACAGUAAAGGUCUCAUCAACUCCUGGACGGAUGGAGGGGAACCUGAGCUCCUGCCAGCGCCGGAUCAUUGGACUCACAGCAGUGCAGACCCAAGGGAGCUGUGUGUGGUGUCCAGUCCAGAGAGGUCAUGUGAUACCUUCUCUGUCCCUGCAUGGGGCAUUGUGGCUCCACCCGACACAAACAUCUGCCAUCACAGAACCUUCCCGGGAAGCAGCCGGCCUCCUCGCAGCCUGGACGCCUCUCUGCGUCUCCCUCCUCCCCCGGGCUUUGUGCCGCCUGGAGUCCCCCUGCUGGAAGCCUCUCAGGUGAGCUUGUGGACACAGUGGACACCCCAGUAAUGGCCCCGACCGCCCCGGCAGCGGCUCACCUUCACAAGGCGUUCACGGACAGGUUGUGGCGCACGCUGUUCCUCCAGCCCGGACGGCGCCUCCUGAGGUGAGGAAAGCGCUCCUCCUUGGCUCUGUAGAUGGACGCCAGCUUGAGUUUCUUGGACGGGGAGGACAGGAGGACUUUGGCAUCAAUGCGAUGUAGGAGAGUGGGGGCCGUGAGAAGGAGCUGCUUGCGUUUCUCUGCUGCUCUCUGAAGAAUCCGAGCGAUGUUGAGUUAUUUGUCCUCUCUCUGGUUCAUUUAUUCACUGCAGGAAUAUGAUAGAUUUCCAACCCCACAUAUUCUGGCAGUCCGCUUCAUUCCUGUUGCUGGUCACUAUUUCCUUCCAGACAGCCUUUAUAUGUUCAUAAUCAGUUCAAGGGGUUGAGACACAACGCUCUUACUCUGUCACAGCCGUGAGAUCAACACAGGAUCAAUCUGGAUGUGUAGAAAACAGAAUGAGCUCAUGCUUCUUUUUUCUAUCAGCUUUUUAAAGGUAUUUCGGGGAGUCAGGACUUGGUCAGUGGGAAGGAUUUUGUUCCGUCAUGUGACACAUUGUUUGCCAAAAGCAAGAAAACACAAAUAUGUGCCGUGAUAAACAUGUUCCUUGUUUUACAAACAGCAUUACAGGGAGACGUUACAGUUACAUGAGAACCACUUAUUACUUAUUACUCUUUGAUCAUAAAACACAAACUUCCUCUUCCUCAAAGAGGCAAAGGGAAGGUAUUUUGCCUUCCUGAGUUAAGACUGCUGUACAUAGUUAAAGCCCCCCUGGCCUAUUUAUAGCGUUGGGCCUUGCAACAAUGUCCUCUGUAACUGGACUCCAUCUGUUAAGCAUGUUGAAUGUCAGUUGCCAGAAGCAGACGCACUGCGCUUCACUUCCCGCUGACUCUCCUACGGAGCGCCGCAUGGAGUUUGUGGGACGACCGAGACCUUCCGGGGCCUCCAACCUCUUAGGAGUGCCGGGCCUCGGCCCCCUGGAAGUGGACGACGAUGAGUGUGAGGUGGUGAUCGGCAUCAGGCCCAAAUCCUCUCCCCUUCCUCGCAGAAGGAGCUCUGACAGCGACGAGGACUGGGAGCCCGGGCCGCCCCCGUCCGGCUCCAGGAGAGUGUCCUUUGCAGACGCCAAGGGCCUCACUUUGGUGCACGUGAAGGAGUUUGAGACUUGGAAUGGACCCAAGCUGCCAGCAUAUGACUCCUCUGAGGGCCACGGUAGCGAUGGAGAGGUGUACUUCCUGUCUCCUCUCACUUUCUGCCUUCCGUUGUCUCCCGAGGAGCUGUUCCUAAGAGUCCAGGAGCAGAAGAUUGAACUGGAGACCAUCGAGUUACUUCCCGGGACCACGGUACUGAAAGGAGUGAUCCGCGUCCUCAACAUCUCCUUCAAUAAAGCCGUAUACAUCCGGACCACUUUGGACGCCUGGUCCAGCCACUUUGACCUGCUGGCGGAGUACGUCCCCGCUUCCAGUGACGGUGCCACGGACCGUUUCUCGUUUAAGCUCCCCGUUGUGCCGCCGCUCGGACAGCAGGGCGCCAGAGUUGACUUUUGCCUGAGAUACGAGACGCCGUCGGGCACCUUCUGGGCAAACAACAACGGCCGCAACUACGUGCUGUUCUGUCACCGGAGAGCGAGAGACAGGAACGAAACGAAAAGUUGUCUGAAGACCGUCGGUCGGAGCUUUUCCACUGGAGGAGAUACUGCUGAAAUGGAAGCAUCCUCAACGGAUGUGCCAGAUGAUGGAGCGAACGUUGACUCUCUGAAGGCCGAGAAAACCUCUGAUGGGCCGUCAGCGUUUUCAGAGGAGGAUCGACAGAAAUUACUGACCUGCAGCCAAAGAAGAAGCAGAAAGGCUGCACGGAUGGCGCGGGUGAGGGACUACUUUUCUCAGAGACGUGUAGGAUCGGAUGACACUGAAAGAGACGAGGAAAACCAAAAGGCAGCUCAAGAAGAAACCCCAGAGCAGGAGACGCUUCCUGAGGGGAGCGACAAACUCAUCGUUCUCCGUGACAAGUCACCGGCGUGCGACACUGAGAAAUGUCCGAGCAUCCGUUUGGCUGAGAAGCCUGCGGCUGCAGAAUGCCAAGAUAUCGACGAGUCGGUCUCAACAGCCGAGGAAAAGAGUCAGAAAGCUCCACCAGAAGAGAGGAGAGAAAGCGCAGACAGGCAGACCAACAGCUUCUCAUUUGGAACCGUGGUGGCUCCGUUGUAUCAUCAGAUGUUUGGCCGAGUAGGUAAUAAAAAUCCAGUUCAGUCCACGUUGCACCCUGAAGACUCGAGUCCCCGUCACACUGAGAGAGGACAGGUCCAUACAGGUGCAAAAGGUCCCCAGGGACAAGACACUCAGAGUCAACAUUCAAACCCAGAAUGUUUAGUUCCAAAUCGUCCGCCACUGGAACAAGAAGAACGGAGUUUAAGCGUGACGGCAAACAACAUCACGGACCACAAAGAAACUGUGCGGCAUCCAGAUCACGUUUUCCACUACGACCAGAUACAGACAAACACAUCUGAGGUACAUUCUCACGCCGCGAAGGUUGUAGCUCUAGAUUCCUGGAGUCCACGAAAGCCUGCUGAGACACGUGAAACACGAGAAGCCACGUCAGCAUUUAUGGCACCUCAACCUUCUGAGAGCGUGUCAGAGCGCGUUGGCGGCGAGACGCAGCGGCAGGCCAGCGGAGCAGACCACAGCGACGCCAACGCAGAGGAUGACGCCUGCGAGACAGAAGCUGCACCACCAACCGCUGCCCGCUCACAGGAGGGUGAAGCCAUUAAAGCUUCACAUGGUUUCAGCCCUAAACACACGCAUAAUUCAGAUACUGAAGAGACGCAGAUGAGCUGCGGUUCUUCUUUAAUUGGUAACAAUCACGUGUUUGUGGAGCUCACAAGUGAGGACGCUCAAAGCGCAGAGCAUCAUGGAAUGGACUCGAAACAGGAGGAACUGGCUGGCGUGAACUGGGAAGCUAUGGUUGAAGAAGAGGAGAAAAACAUAUUAACAGAUGAAGAGGCAGUGGCGAACGACCACGGACAGUUAGAGGAUGCAGGGAGAACAACAGCAAUUGAAAAAAAAGAUACCGCAGAGACGGUAGAAGAGGAAAUCAUUUUUGAGGAAAUUAAAGCUGCGAGACAGAAAUAUAACGAGGCCGAGGAAGCAGAUGUUUCAGAGACGAAUGGCGAACAAAGUGGGGAAGCGAAGGCACGAAAAGGUGCGGGAGAAGUUGCAAAAGAAUUCCAAUAUAGCAAAGCCCCUAAUGAAGCUGGAGAAGAAGAUCUAACUGAGGAGAUUAAAGAGGAGAGAAGAGAGAAACAAGAGUUUGAUAUUGAAAGGAAAAAUGUCCGAAACAAAGAGGAGGAAGGGAUGGAAGUACAUCUGAGCGAUGAUGACCAGGCAGGUUUGGGGUGGGAGGAUCAGGUAAAAUCAAGAGAGGUACACCUAGAAGAAGAUAAUCCACAUCACAGCGGGGAGAGGUUUGUUGUUGAAACAGAAGAGUCAGAGAUGAUCGAUGCAGAGUCAAAGGGCGGGACGAUGGAGGACGGGCAGAAUGAAGAGCACUGCUCUGAAGCCUCCUCAGACGUCACACAAAACAAGGUCGGCGAUGCUUUAUCUGCUUUGGUGAACAAUGUCCAGGACUCGGCAGGAAUUGACACCCAACACAUCUCAAGUGAAACGCAUCUCUGCAAAGAGGACGAUUAUUACUUUUUCACAAAAGCAACACUACAAAGAGCCGUGGGGGCGGAGAAGGAAUCCGCCGCUUGGUUCCUUUCUACAGGUGAACCUGAAAACGAUCCAACAAGCCGCGAGAGCGCCUCAGCAGAGUCCGACUCAGACGACGAGGUGGAGUUGUACAUGCACUGCCUCAGGGCCGUGCACAGCGGGGCCCAGGCGGACAGGAACAAGGACGCGGGUUUCGGUGAGGGCAAGUCACGGCCCCCUGUGAGCAGAGGCAAACUUCCGCCAAUGCCGUCCAUCAGUGAGUGUCAGGAUGAAGAACAACACCCCGGCUGCCUCCGUGAGGACGAGGAGACAGCACACGUCCGUCCCACAGCUGCAGCUCCGCCGACGUCAAGACGACAGGAGGACACCGACACGAAGGUUUCACGGCGGAAAGAGGCUUUUUCCUGCAGCGAGAUCUCAAAAAUCUUGUUAUUGGUCACCUUGUUGGUGGUAUUUUUUGUCGUGGCCUACCGUUAUGAUUUCCUUGCUUGUUUGGGGCUCUACUUGGUAUCCGUGGUUUGGCUCUACUGUCAAGAAGAGAGGCAACAACAAAAACAACAGAAUAGGUUGGAUUAAACUGUACCAUCAUUUUAUACUAUGUCCUUCAUCUGGAGAUAAAAACGUAACAGGAUGAGAAGAAAAGACAAUUGGCAUUAGUUCAAGCUAAAUAUGACACCUAUCAGAAUAAAUGCUGUAUAUUCCCUGCGGGAGGUUGCUGACUCUCUGUUGUCAAGAGUAUGAACCAUUUCACUUUAUUCUUUGCUGUCGUCUCAGACAACAGGCUGCUCACACUGACAUUAAUAAUUAACAUGAAUAUGAAAUAAACACAUUCUCCAAGAUCAAUAAUUCAAUGAGGACAAUAGUUUUUAUUAGUGUUCCCAGCACUAGUAUUCAGAGCGUCACAGUAUCCUAGUUUGCCGUGUUGGCAUUAAAGAGUACAGCUGAAGAUGAUGAGAAGGUCAUUAACAAAUUGACCAUGAACACAUGAUAUGAAUACGAAAAGCUUUCAUGGGUUGAAAGGUUAUCAGUGUUCAUCCUAAGAGGAACAUGAUGGUGUGUUUCAAACUUCGCAGGAAUCCAUCCAACAUUAUACUAGAAACCACAAAUUUGAACCACACGUUUGUUCUUAGUCCAAAAGUCAUGCGUUCACCAAGGUCUUCGGGUCCGUCUUUAAGGGACGGUGAAUGUCUGAAUAAAAUGUCACUGUAAUAUA